Chilo suppressalis (striped riceborer) is the source of this 1375-nucleotide messenger RNA. The record is from the annotation of a GenBank genome assembly. NCBI's taxonomy places the organism in Eukaryota, Metazoa, Arthropoda, Insecta, Lepidoptera, Crambidae.
CUCAGAUAAAAUAGCCGUGCGGGUCAGUGAUUUUCGUUACGGUCAAGUGAAUUAGAUCACAAAUGUAUUGAUCAAAUAAAAACUCGAAAAGACUUUUAUAUCUAAUUCCAAAAAAGAAGGUUUAAGUGAUUCACGUAACAUGGCCGCCAAAGAAAGUCUGCUAUCUGUUAACGAGAAAGUUCCGCAGUUGACAAAAAGUUUCUCUUUGGAGUCGUGCAGUGAAGAGACUACGGAGUGCGACUGCAAGGAGGUCGGGUAUGGCAUUGGGGACGCCUUGUUCUCCUGCUUUGUGGUGGCUCCGCUGGUGGUGAGCGUGUGGCGCGGCACCUGGAACCUGAUGGACAUUCACAAGGAUUACUUCCCGUACGCCCAGACCUUCCUGUUGGGCAUCGUCAUACACUUCUCCUUCGCUUUAGUCAGGGCUCAGCUGCACUCUCGUUCUAAAGGGGCGUGGAGUGAGUCUGGGGGCAGUGCGGGGCGGUGGCUGCGUGAGCGGCUCCUCUCCAAGGUGUACACGUACAUCUUCAUACUGUCCUGCCUCAACCACUGGCGGGGCGGCUGGGGCCUGCUGGACGGUUUCGUCAACGCUAUGCUGCCCAACACUGAGGACCCACACAGGCCGGUCUUGUACGCAGCUUUGACAAUCUCAUUUUACCUGUGCGCAACUGUACUGCGGUCUUCCCGCAACAUUCUGGCUUCCCCUUACUUCUUGGUCACCGACGGAAAAGAGGCCACUUACAUAUUCACCACGAGGUACAACAAGAAUAGCAGCAGAGAGACUGCGCUGUAUAUCCUGGACUGCGUGUUCUCGGUGGCCGUGGUCGGUUCCCUGGUGGUCUUCGUGUGGAGAGGCUCCUGGGCCUUGCUGGACAUCUUCCUCUUCCCGGAUGACCAAGUCAAGUCCUAUUGGAUUUCAUUGAUCGUCGGCUACUCCGUGGUGGUAGUAACGUUCUCCCUGCAGGCGCCCAUAAGAUGGGUGACCGCCCGACUGCACGGCGCGCCGCGGCUGCUGCUCGCUGACGUAUACCAUCUGGUCUCCUUCAUUGCCACUGUUAACAUCUGGCGUGGCUUCUGGGGCAUGCUCGAUGUCUAUUUCUUUCCUGAAACACCAAAACUUAGCAAUUGGACCACGCACAUCGUCAGUAUAGUGCUGCUGAUGCUACUCAACUGCUCUAAUUCGAUACUGGUGCGAGGGGUAUAUAUUGACGCGGAAGAACCGGCAGGAGAGUGCGUCGUCUUCCCGUGCCAUUACCUGAGGCUGUUCUUCCACAAAGAGAGAACGAAGAAGAGGCACAAGCGGGCCCUAGCAGCAGCAGCUGCCAGAAAAUCAGAAGAGUCAAAUAUGCCCCUACAAAAUCCAGAAGACAAGGUUUAG